Molecule: messenger RNA, 1057 nt
Organism: Plodia interpunctella (Indianmeal moth)
Lineage: Eukaryota; Metazoa; Arthropoda; Insecta; Lepidoptera; Pyralidae
Gene: dUTPase
Product: Deoxyuridine triphosphatase
Exons: 4
Coding region: 217-663 (148 amino acids)
Biological process (GO): dUMP biosynthetic process; dUTP catabolic process
Molecular function (GO): magnesium ion binding; dUTP diphosphatase activity
Source: RefSeq, a predicted model, not a curated record
AGUUGAGCAUUGGAGUUAAGCGACCUCUCCCCGCACCCCAUCACAAUGGCGAUUGCGUUUGCAUAUUAAAAUGUAUACAAGCGUUGUCUUUAAAAAAGGUUUGUCCGAAGGAAAAACGGAAGUAAGCCAAUACACAAAUUCGCAUCGCAACUACAAACCACUGUAUCUACAAACCUGGUUUCAAGAUUUUUGAAAGGCCUUUGUAGUGUAGGUAAAAUGGCCCUUUUCGAAAGCCGUCCUACGUUGAAGUUCGCACGUAUAACAGAACAUGCAUUUACUCCACGAAAAGGCUCAGACAAAGCUGCAGGCUUGGACAUGAAAAGCGCUUACGAUGCCGUGGUUCCGGCUCGCGGCAAAGCACUCAUCAAAACAGACUUGCAAAUUGAAUUACCCCCUAAUUGCUAUGGUAGAGUGGCUCCUCGUUCAGGGUUAGCUUUGAAGAACAGUAUUGAUGUUGGUGCUGGUGUGAUAGAUGAAGACUAUCGUGGCAAUAUAGGAGUUGUACUCUUCAAUCAUUCUGAUGAGGAUUUCCAAGUAAAGAAAGGAGACCGUAUUGCACAAUUGAUCUGUGAGAGGAUAUACUAUCCUGAAGUAGAAGAAGUAAAAACUUUAAAUGAAACAAAGAGAGGAGAAAAUGGAUUUGGUUCUACAGGCACACAGUAACAAUCACAGUUUGAUUUAUAAUCCCGCCGUUUAUGAAUAGUAUUUUUUAAUAGUAUUUUGUUUUUUUUUUUUUAAUUUUUAAGGUUGUGAAAUAGUGAGAUGCAAACAUUUUACUACCUCAAGUGCCUUUAAAUGGUUAUUCAGUAAGCCAUGCUAAAUCCCUCUGAUGCAUUCUAUUCUAUUUGAGUCAUCAUUUUAUGUACUUGUGGUCACUGUAGUGUAGCUAUCAAGAAACUGACAUAGAGAUACCUAUUGCAAAGAAACUGUUCAAAUAAACUGUUUUAUCACUUAUUAUAAGUACUAAUACAUAUGGAUCUUAGGUGUUUGUGAUUAUUUUAAUUUUCCUAAGUAAGGAGUUUCAGUUCAUCAAUACAUAAUAAAACAGUAAAAAAGU